UGAUGCAGUAUGUAUGUACGAGCUCUCGAAGGCGAAGUCGAAGUCUCUGGCAUUUUACUACGAUUUGAAAUCUGAGCCGUGCAGGUCACUACGAAUUGGUCCUAGUCUUGUUUGCAACUAAUUGAAGGUUUCCCAACCCGUUACGCAAUAGAAUAAAGUAUACAAUGCGAACUUGAGACAGUUUUAAUAGUUGGGUGUCAAUAUCAAAGCUAAAAAAUCGUUUAAAGGGAUGGUUUACAUUUGUGAAGAAAAAUGGGUGGAAAUGAGAACACAACAACCAGUGAAGUUCAAGUUUCAAGUCCAAAUACCGGAGGAAUACUACAUCAUAAUAAUUUGGAAUAACUUGAGACUGUUGUUACCCAAAAAGUAUGCAACUUGGUGAUAAUUUUAGCGUGAUUAUACUGACUAUUUAAAAGUAGCUACACACACAGGGUGUUUAUAAUAUUUGAGGAAAUUGUUCGUAGUGGAAUUAGUAGUGAAAUCGACGGCUACAAAAACAUAGUCCAUCUUUAUAUCACAAUGUAUCCCUUAUCAAACGUGCUGGGAAAUAGUUUGACUGACAAUUAUGGUGAAGCUUAUCACUACGAAGUGGUCGAUGGGCCUUUCCCUUCAAGAGUCACAUCCAUCGGCGUGUGUGGGGACUUGGAGCCCGAACGACCAAUGCACCUCGCCUACAACGACAUCACUGACCACUACACCACCCAGAAUCAGCCACUAAUAAAUAAAGAGUUUUCAGUAGACCACCCAAAUUUGGAAGAGUUUGUCCCCUCCACCGCCCUCGUGUGGGACUGCAUCCUCUGCGGACUGGGGAAGGUGGAGGAGGGAACGGGUUGUACGACUUCCGGGUGCGAAGGGUCUCGACGGCCGGUCAAGAGACGAAACACGGCGAACAAGAAGGAGCGACGGAGGACGCAGUCCAUCAAUAAUGCCUUCACCGAACUUCGAGACUGCAUCCCCAACGUCCCUGCGGACACCAAACUGAGUAAAAUAAAAACCUUGCGUCUUGCCACGUCCUACAUUUCCCACUUGUCCAGCAUUCUGACCAGCGAUGACCCUCUCCGAACCCCACCCCCGUUCAAUGCAGACUUAUCAAGGAGGAUGACGAGAGGAGGAGGUGGUAAUAAUGGCGAAGAUAAGAGGAAGGAGAUCAUGGAGGUGAGUUUUAUUGGAGAAUCUGUUCCUCGAACCAACAUGCGGAUGGACUCUCGACGAGGGAAAGGAAGGACCGGAUGGCCGCAAACUUGUUGGGCGAUGGAACUACAAAAAUGAAACAAGUGACUUCCAAAUAUUGCUAAAAGAUAAUUUUACUCGAGCAGUAUUUUCGGAAAAUAUGAUAUCACACUCUCUCUCUCUACCUCUACGGUAUUUCAUCUACGUUCCUUCUCUCUCACUCUCUCUCCUUUUCUCUAUUUUUGAAAAUGUCUCAAUUUUCACAAAUUUUCACCUCGAUUAAUGGUCAAAGUAUUUACACAUCUCUCUGUAUUCAUACAUGCCUACAUAAAUACAAGGACUCUGUCAAAAUGUAAAAGUAUUCUACUCGUAUUACUACCUCUCGUAGAUAGAUUUCACUGGAUAACCCGUUGAUUAAUGUCGUCAGCUAAAACUUAUUAUUGAUUUUUAUAAGCAAUCUGCGUCGUGCAUGUAUCAGUAUUGAUUGUUAAGUCUCGUAAAAUGUAUGUAGCGUCGUAAAACAGUAAUAAUAUUUAAUAGUGUACCGUACAACUCAAGCGUUGAUAUGUCAUAUGUAUUAAUUGUAAUUUUAACGAGUGUGCCAAAGAUAUACGUAAAAUAAAUACAUAAUUAUACACAA
Messenger RNA from Folsomia candida, 1810 nucleotides. Its product is annotated as heart- and neural crest derivatives-expressed protein 2. Gene Ontology annotation, molecular function: RNA polymerase II transcription regulatory region sequence-specific DNA binding; DNA-binding transcription factor activity, RNA polymerase II-specific; protein dimerization activity. Gene Ontology annotation, biological process: developmental process; regulation of transcription by RNA polymerase II. Lineage: Eukaryota; Metazoa; Arthropoda; Collembola; Entomobryomorpha; Isotomidae. The transcript has 3 exons. The record is from RefSeq and is a predicted model, not a curated record. The coding region runs from base 520 to 1269 and encodes 249 amino acids.